AUGGCGCUUGCUAUCCUCGUCAACACAUUCGCUAUGGCUGUGACGCUGCACGGCACGCCUCAGUCUCGCUCUCCGCUCGUGAACUGGUUUGCCAUUGAGGCCGGCAUCCCCUUCACGAUGGCGCCGCCACGGCCGUCCAACCACCCGUUCGAUCAGGCGCCUGCCACUGCCACCGUCCCAUUCCUGACCGAUGACGGCGGUGUCGAGGUCUUCGAGAGCGGCGCGUGCCUCCUCUACCUCGCCGACAAGUACGCGAGCUCGUCCGCGGAGGAGCGCGCCGCUUGGACGCCGUGGGCAUUCGACUAG
Messenger RNA from Emiliania huxleyi CCMP1516, 306 nucleotides. RefSeq lists its product as hypothetical. The coding region runs from base 1 to 306 and encodes 101 amino acids. The record is from RefSeq and is a predicted model, not a curated record. The transcript is spliced from 3 exons. NCBI's taxonomy places the organism in Eukaryota, Haptophyta, Isochrysidales, Noelaerhabdaceae.